AUGGGUUUCCAGGCCUCAGAUCCUUCAUCUCGAGAACCCACAGGAAUAGAAACGAAAGGAAGAGACGAAAUGUGUCGGACAAACAACAGCCCUCAGCUAGUCCAGGGUUUACGUCUCGAAUUUAACACGCACCUCGGACCUCAAUGCGCCUGCGCGCGCGUGACUCCACCCUUGCCCUUACUCGUGGCGCUGUUCCCCAUGCUGCCUGCUCGCCUGGCUUGCAGGCGGCUGUGGCCCUUCUUACGGGGAUCUGCUCCCACGGUAGCGCGCCAUGGCACUCAGGAGCAGCUUCUCGAGAGAUGGGUGGCUGCCUUUUCCUCCCAGCACCCAUCAAACCUGGGACGUAGGCUUUCUCGUGGCUCAACGGCAACUAGGGAUUACGAAGGAAGAACUGACAUGGAGGAGCAUUUUUUGUUCCCCGAGUACGUCUCGGAGCCCGAGCCCGCACCGACCCUCGAAGAGCAGCUGCGAGAGCUGCAACAGCGGCAAGAGGAGGAGGAGCUACAGAAACAGCAGCGGCGGGAAGAGCGGCGGCGGCAAAAGCUACGGGACAGGAGUCGACAACACCCGGUCGUGGGACACCCGGACCCGACGGUGCCACCCAGCGGCCUGAACUGCUCGGGCUGCGGAGCGGAGCUGCACUGCCAGGAUCCCAGCGUGCCCGGCUACCUCCCCAGCGAGAAGUUCCUCAGCGCAGCGGCACAGACCGACGGCGGGCUGGCGCGGACCGUGUGCCAGCGUUGCUGGCUCCUAGUGCACCACCGGCGCGCUCUGCGCGUACAGAUGAACCGCGAGCAGUAUUUAGAGCUGGUGAGCGCAGCGCUGCGACGGCCGGGGCCCGCCCUGGUGCUUUACAUGGUGGACCUUCUGGAUCUGCCUGACCCCCUGCUGCCGGAGCUGCCCGCGCUGGUGGGCCCCAAGCAACUGAUCGUGCUGGGGAACAAGGUGGACCUGCUGCCCCAGGACGCGCCCGGCUACCUGCAGCGGCUACGGGAGCGACUGUGGGACGACUGUACCCGCGCAGGGCUCCUUCAGCUGUCUAGCCACCGAGGGCUACAGCACGCUGGGGAGGACGGGCCGCGAGACGAGAAGGAGAAUUCGAAGCCUUCUGCCAGGGUCCGUACGGUGCUCAAGGACGUGAGGCUAAUUAGCGCCAAGACUGGCUACGGAAUCGAAGAAUUGAUCUCAGUGCUUCAGCGUUCCUGGCGUUACCGCGGCGACGUCUACCUGGUUGGCGCCACCAACGCUGGGAAGUCCACUCUCUUCAACACGCUCCUAGAAUCUGAUUACUGCAUCGCCAAGGGCGCUGAAGCUAUCGACAGAGCCACCAUCUCCUCUUGGCCUGGUACUACAUUAAACCUUCUGAAGUUUCCUAUUUGCAACCCAACACCUUACAGGAUGUUUGAAAGGCAAAAAAGGCUUAAAAAAGAUGCAACUAAAGCUGAAGAAGAUCUUAGUCAGCAAGAGCAACAUCAACUUAAUCUUUUGAAAAAGCACGGUUAUGUAGUAGGAAGAGUUGGAAGAACAUUCCUAUAUUCAGAAGAACAGAAGGAUGAAGCUGCCUUUGAGUUUGAUGCUGAUUCCCUUGCCUUUGACAUGGGAAAUGAACCUGUUAUGGUUGCAAAUAAAUCCACCAAACGAAUAGAAUUGACCCCACAAGAUGUGAAAGAUGCCCACUGGUUUCAUGACACCCCUGGAAUUACAAAAGAAAAUUGUGUUUUAAAUCUUCUAACAGAAAAAGAAGUAAAUACUGUUUUGCCAACACAUUCCAUUGUUCCAAGAACUUUUGUGCUUAAACCAGGAAUGGUUCUAUUUUUGGGUGCCAUAGGCCGCAUUGAUUUUCUGCAGGGAAAUCAGUCAGCUUGGUUUACAGUUGUGGCUUCCAGCCUCCUUCCUGUGCACAUUACUUCCUUGGACAAGGCAGAUACUAUGUAUAAGAAACAUGCCGGUCAUACAUUACUCAAGGUUCCAAUGGGUGGAGAAGAAAGAAUGGCAGGAUUUCCUCCUCUUAUUGGUGAAGACAUUACAUUAAAUGAAGGACUUGGGGAAUCUGAAGCAGUGGCUGACAUCAAGUUUUCUUCUGCAGGUUGGGUUGCAGUAACACCUCAGUUUAAGGACAGACUGCAUCUCCGAGGCUAUACACCUCAAGGAACAGUUCUGACGGUCCGGCCCCCUCUCUUGCCAUAUAUCGUUAACAUCAAAGGCGAGCGCAUCAAGAGAAGUGUGGCCUAUAAAACCAAGAAGCCUCCUUCCCUUGUGUACAAUCUGCAGAAGAAGAAAAACAGAUAGAAAUAUGAAGUUGACCCUGUUCACACUGAAAAUAUUAACUAUACUGGACAUAACUACAUAUGUUAAAUUGUAUUAAACAUAACUAUAAUAAAGCUUUCUUUGCUCCCUUUAA
This is a messenger RNA of Leopardus geoffroyi (Geoffroy's cat), 2401 nucleotides long. It is a transcript of the gene NOA1, whose product is annotated as nitric oxide associated 1. Gene Ontology annotation, molecular function: GTP binding. Lineage: Eukaryota; Metazoa; Chordata; Mammalia; Carnivora; Felidae. The transcript has 7 exons. The record is from RefSeq and is a predicted model, not a curated record. Bases 1 to 2289 code for a protein of 762 amino acids.